Molecule: messenger RNA, 4145 nt
Organism: Anthonomus grandis grandis
Lineage: Eukaryota; Metazoa; Arthropoda; Insecta; Coleoptera; Curculionidae
Gene: Mdr50
Product: ATP-dependent translocase ABCB1
Exons: 26
Coding region: 210-3992 (1260 amino acids)
Biological process (GO): transmembrane transport
Cellular component (GO): membrane
Molecular function (GO): ATP binding; ABC-type transporter activity; ATP hydrolysis activity
Source: RefSeq, a predicted model, not a curated record
CGAUAUCAUUGAUCUUAUUAACGAAGACCGUCAAACAGUGUUUGUGAGUAUUUGGAUCAAAUCAGUUGAUUUUUAAAGAAGCCUUUUGCUUCUGAAUCGGUUGUUGGUGCGUAGAAUCUUAUAGUCAUACGGGUACUAGUUGAGAUAUUUUAUUUAUUAAUAACAAGUGAGAUAUAACAUAUAUUUGUGUAAGCAGUAGCAAGAAAAAGAUGGAUGAUGAUUUGCAGAAGAAUAGUAAUGGAACUGAAAAACAAAAUUCCUUAAGUCCGAAGUUUGUAAUUAAAGAAGAACCGAAAGAAGAACCAAAAGAAGAUAUUCCUCCUGUCUCAUUUUUUACAUUGUACAGAUUCGCCACCAACUCAGACAAAGUCCUUUUAGCAAUAGGAGUAAUAGCAGCCCUAAUAUCUGGAGCAAUUCAGCCUUUAAAUAAUUUAUUAUUUGGCCAUCUUACACAAAGUGUUAUAGACUAUGCUCAAAAAUGCUAUAUUCCAACUGCACCGACAUGUGAUUCACAAGCAGGAGAUGAUCUCAUAGCCGGUAUUAGUUAUUUUUCCAUUUGGAACUCGGUUAUUGGCUUAGGCAUAUUUGUCACCGCAUAUAUUUCUGCCGAAACUUUUAAUUACACAUCCAUCAAACAGGUAUUUAAAGUAAGAUCGCAAUAUUUAGAAAAACUAUUAAACAAGGAUGUACCAUGGUUCGAUGUUAAUAAUUCUGGAGAUUUUGCUAGCAGAAUGGCAGAUGACUUGUCAAAAUUUGAAGAUGGUAUUGGUGAAAAAAUUCCACUUUUUAUCACACUACAAGCCAUGUUUGUAUCAGCUAUAACUUUAGCGUUGGUCAGAGGAUGGGAGCUGGCAUUGAUUUGUCUAAUAUCCUUACCUGUCUCAUUGAUUGCUAUUGGAACUAUCAGCUUUUUGACAACUAGAUUUUCACAAAAAGAACUUGAUGCAUAUGGUGGAGCUGGUUCAAUAGCCGAAGAAGUACUCACAUCCAUCAGGACUGUAAUAGCGUUUGGAGGGGAAAACUUGGAAAAACAACGGUUCGACAAAGGUCUAAUUUUUGCGAAAAAUAACAAUAUCAGGCGACACUUUUUCGAAGGCACGGGUUAUGGAAUUUUAUGGUUCUGCAUAUACUCGAGUUUUGGUUUUUCCUUUUGGUAUGGCGUCAAACUUAUUUUGAAUGGUAGCUACAAUGCUGGAAAUAUGAUUACAGUGUUUUUUAGCGUUAUGUCAGGCAGUCAAGCAUUUGGAAUAGCUUCACCAUUUAUAGAAGCAUUGUCCAAAGCACGAGCCGCAGGCGGAAAAGUAUUUCACAUUAUUGAUAAACCACCAACCAUUAACUUAUCAAAGGGUAAUGGACAAAAGUUGUCGUCUAUUAAAAGACGUGUCAAUAUAGAAUUUAAAAAUGUGCACUUCCAUUAUCCAGCGAGAAAGGAAGUUUCUAUUUUGCAAGGAUUUAAUCUAAAAAUUAAUGCUGGAGAAACAGUAGCGCUAGUUGGCAGCUCAGGUUGUGGAAAAUCGACCGUUUUACAGCUGGUUCAAAGGUUUUAUGAUCCUUUGGAGGGAGAGGUUUUAGUUGAAGAUAGAAACAUAAAAGAUCUGGAUUUAAACUGGUAUCGUCAAAAUAUUGGUGUGGUCAGCCAAGAACCGGUUUUGUUUGAUACCACAAUUGCAGAGAACAUUAGAUAUGGUAAUAUAGAUGCCUCAAACGAAGAUAUUAUUCAAGCAGCUAAAAUGGCAAAUGCCCAUAUAUUUAUUAAAGGUCUUCCAAAUGGAUAUGAAACUUUAGUAGGAGAGAGAGGUGCACAACUGUCAGGAGGUCAAAAACAACGUAUAGCAAUUGCAAGAGCUUUGGUAAGAAAUCCAGCUAUUUUAUUACUUGAUGAAGCUACCUCAGCUUUAGAUACCAACAGUGAAGCAAAAGUUCAGGCUGCAUUAGAUAGAGCUAGUGAAGAUCGUACUACUAUAAUUGUAGCGCAUAGAUUGUCGACUAUUAGGGGUGCUAAUAAGAUAGUAGUAAUGUCAAAAGGGAAAGUAGUAGAGCAAGGUACUCAUGACGAGCUGAUGCAGCUUGGUAACGAGUAUUAUACUUUAGUUACAACACAAGUUCAAGGAAAUCAAGAAUUUGAAACUAAUGAAGACAAAUCUGACCAUAAGAAUAAAUUUGAGUUAUUGGAUGAAAGUGACGAUAUUGAUAUGGCUCCCAUUCAAGUUCAGGACGAGUCUGUAGAAGUAGAUAACUACAUUAAAAAGGCAAGUCUUUGGUCAAUCACAAAACUUAAUAAACCGGAGUGGUUCUAUAUUGUAAUUGGUUGUAUAGGAGCCGCAGCCAUGGGAGCGGCCAUGCCUAUCUUCGCUGUCCUAUUUGGAGAAAUUUUAAAUGUGUUACAAAAUACAGACCAUGACUAUGUCAGAUCAGAAACAAAUAAAUACGCACUGAUAUUUGUUUUAACCGGUGUACUUGCGAUGGUAUCCACGUUCUUGCAGAUGUCCAUGUUUGGAAUAGCCGGUGAAAAACUAACUUUACGGAUUAGAAGCAAAAUGUUUGAAUCGUUGCUUCGGCAAGAAAUAGCUUAUUUUGAUAGAAAAUCUAAUGGUGUGGGUGCCUUAUGUUCUAAACUUUCAAAUGAGGCUGCGCAAGUACAAGGAGCUACAGGUCAGAGAAUAGGGGCCAUAAUGAACUCUUUGGCUUGUUUCGUUCUCUGUGUGGGGCUAUCGUUCUAUUAUCAAUGGAAACUAGCAUUAGUAGCACUUGCGUUUUUUCCAAUUAUCUUAGCUGCAGUAUUUAUGCAAAGGCGUCAAACCUCUGAAGAAAAUGAGGAUUAUAAAAAGUCCUUACAAAAAUCUACUAAGAUUGCAGUCGAGGCUGUAGGAAACUUUAGAACGGUGGUAUCUCUAGGAUGUGAGGAAACAUUCUAUAAUUUGUACGUCAAUGAGCUGAGGCCACAUAUAAAACGCAGUUUAAGAAUUUCACACGGACGGGCCAUUGUUUUAGGCCUCUCGAGAUCUGUAAUGAUGUGGGCAUUUGCCACUUGCAUUUACUAUGGAGGAACUCUUAUUAGAAAUGAGGGAAUAUCAUAUGACGUUGUAUUUAAGGUAGCUCAAUCAUUGAUAAUGGGAACUAUGUCGAUCGCUAAUUCGCUCGCCUUUACACCUAACCUAGAAAAGGGACUAGUAGCAGCGAAAAGUGUAAUGAACCUUAUUAACAGAAUACCGAAGAUCCAAAACAAAGCUAACGCUGAAAUUAAAAAAGACGCUGAUGGCAAUGUUACAUAUGAUAAAGUUCACUUUUCUUAUCCCACGAGAGAUCAAAUACCAGUUCUCAAGGGUUUGGAUUUAACGGUAAUGCAAGGCAAAACUAUUGCUUUAGUUGGAUCCAGUGGAUGUGGAAAAUCGACUAUUAUCCAAUUAAUAGAACGUUUUUAUGAUCCGUCAUCAGGAACUGUAGCUUUGGAUGAGCAUAAUAUUAGAGACAUAACUCUUCUGUCUUUGAGGUCUUAUUUGGGUAUAGUAUCUCAAGAACCAAAUCUAUUCAGUAGAACUAUCGCAGAAAAUAUAGCCUAUGGUGAUAAUUCACGUGAGGUCACAGAACAGGAGAUCAUCGAAGCUGCUAAAAAGGCUAAUAUUCACAAUUUUAUCUAUCAACUGCCUUUGGGUUAUAAUACUAAACUAGGUGAAAAAGGAACUCAGCUAUCAGGAGGCCAAAAACAAAGGAUAGCAAUAGCUAGAGCGUUAAUACGAAAUCCAAAAAUUUUGCUUCUGGAUGAGGCAACAUCGGCGCUUGACGCUGAAAGUGAAAAGGUAGUACAAGAAGCCCUAGAUAACGCCAAACAGGGUCGUACUUGCAUCACUAUCGCACACAGGCUAACAACAAUUCAAGAUGCUGAUCUUAUAUGUGUAGUAAACGACGGAGUUAUUGCAGAACAAGGAACACACCAAGAACUAAUUAAGAAACGAGGACUUUAUUUUCAGUUACACACUCUCCAGCAUUCAUAGCAUAUAAAGUAAAUGUAAUGGUUCUAUUGUGAGAUUAUACGAUAAAAGUCAUAUUGGCAGAAUCCAAAGUAAAAUAAGUAUUGAUAAGAUAAGUUUUAAUUUACACUCUUAUAUAAGUAGGCCAAUAAAUUUUUAACAAGAUAGUAAACAUUA